Messenger RNA from Dictyostelium purpureum, 171 nucleotides. RefSeq lists its product as uncharacterized. Gene Ontology annotation, cellular component: RNA polymerase III complex; RNA polymerase I complex; RNA polymerase II, core complex. NCBI's taxonomy places the organism in Eukaryota, Evosea, Eumycetozoa, Dictyosteliales, Dictyosteliaceae. Bases 1 to 171 code for a protein of 56 amino acids. Gene Ontology annotation, molecular function: zinc ion binding; DNA-directed RNA polymerase activity; DNA binding. The record is from RefSeq and is a predicted model, not a curated record. The transcript has 2 exons. Gene Ontology annotation, biological process: DNA-templated transcription.
AUGCCUUGCUUAUAUAUCUGCGGUGAAUGUGGUGCUGAACACGAAAUUAAACCAAAAGAACCAGUUAAAUGCAAAGAUUGCACCUAUCGUAUUAUGUACAAAAAGAGAACUGAUAAAAGUAUAUAUAUAUAUCUAAUAAUUUUGAUUCACCAUUUUUCAAAUAUGAUUUAA